AUGGCGAACAGACUUUAUGUCGGAAAGACGGCGGCAAGAUGCCGAGACUGGGGCUAUGAGAUGAGAUCUUGGAUCUCGAUCGCCCUGACGUACCUCGGCGACAAUCCAGUCGAGCGAGCUGCUAACGGAAUGUGACAAGAGCGGUUCACCAGCCAUGUGAGUCGUGCGAGCUGCUAUGCCUUCCUUUUAUUACCCCUUCCCCAUGAUCCUCUCCUCCGACUACUCCUACUCCUCGCCCCCUCUCCUCCUAUGAACGCCAAAUAUUCCCGUGCCCGUUCAGAGUCUCCAGUCUCAGAUGACUCCCUCGACGCCGUCUACCGUCCUGGCUUCAAGUCCCGCCGGCGCACUUACAUCAGUGCUGCCGUUCUGCUAACAUUCCUUUCCUUGAUGGCUCUUGUUUCCUUUUCAUUUUGGACGGCGUCCCCCACUGUCAGUCGAGCUGCAGAACCUAGCCACGAGGAUUCCUCAGAAUUGACCGCAGUGGAACCUGAUGUCCUCGGUCCUUCGAAUUAUGUACUUGGAGCACCCACUGAGCACUUUAGAGAUAACCUUCGCCCCGACGUACAGUACAUAACAUCUUGGAUCUCUGCGGGUUGGAGUGAGUUAUUUUGUUGACGAGCCGAGAUGGGACGACUGACGGCCAACACCCUGCCUAGCAAACGACGUGAUGACUUAUGUUCGUCAAUCUUUGCGUAUCCAUCAAUAUGGACUGAAUUUUUUUUCCAGGUUAAUUUGAUCUAUCUGGGAAUGAUCACCGACCGAGUACCCGUCAUUCCAAUGUUUACGCCGUCGCAUAUUGGUGGUUCCGUGCCCCCCAUUGCUUUCGGUGAUGUUUUUGAUGUUCCGCGUCUUCGGAAAGCUCUAAACAAGCCGAUCAUCGAGUGGCGCGACGUCAAAGAUCCGGCCAGUAACCAACUCGACAACCUGGGCUGCUGGAAUGUUUGGGAAUCUUCGCAGUUUUACGAAGCACAUCCGCGUGGAAGCCCUGUCCUAUACCAUCUUGGGUUGG
Messenger RNA from Desarmillaria tabescens, 1009 nucleotides. RefSeq lists its product as uncharacterized. The record is from RefSeq and is a predicted model, not a curated record. The transcript has 2 exons. Lineage: Eukaryota; Fungi; Basidiomycota; Agaricomycetes; Agaricales; Physalacriaceae. The coding region runs from base 250 to 615 and encodes 121 amino acids.